Molecule: messenger RNA, 2157 nt
Organism: Aethina tumida (small hive beetle)
Lineage: Eukaryota; Metazoa; Arthropoda; Insecta; Coleoptera; Nitidulidae
Product: protein Wnt-1
Exons: 6
Coding region: 49-1113 (354 amino acids)
Biological process (GO): cell fate commitment; canonical Wnt signaling pathway; neuron differentiation
Cellular component (GO): extracellular region
Molecular function (GO): cytokine activity; frizzled binding
Source: RefSeq, a predicted model, not a curated record
UUGAGUGCAAGUCGGUGCAAGUGCGUCUCUCUCUGUGAAUCCCGCGCUAUGACGCGUCGCGGCGCGGAAUUUCUCGCUUCCGUCGCUUUUUGGACGCUACUGCUUCAGUACACGGAUGCCGACUGGUGGCACUUAGGUACGCAAACCUCGUCAACUAAUUCGAUAGAAUCAUCAAUACCCCACAAAGAGCGCUGCAAUAAAAUAGAGUACCUGAUAGACAGCCAAAAGAAACUCUGUUCACAACAUGAUAAAAUACUGCCAGUCCUAGCUUUUAGUGCAAAGUUAGCAAUGGAAGAAUGCCAAACCCAAUUUAAAUAUAGUAGAUGGAAUUGUUCGUCGUUUUCUGAGAAGAACUUAACAUUUGGGAAUGUUAUAACAAUUAGAAGUAGAGAAGCAGCCUAUCUAUCUGCAAUAUCUGCAGCCAGCGUUGCUUAUGCGGUAACGCGAGCGUGUGCCAAAGGAGAAUUGUCAGAUUGUUCUUGCGAGGCGAAUAAAAGACUGAGGAAGACACACAAGUGGAAAUGGGGCGGCUGUUCGGAGGACAUUCGGUACGGCGAGGAUUUCAGCAAGAAAUUCUUCGACGUGAUCGAAGACAACAACACGUCCGUCGGAUUGAUGAAUCUCCACAACAACGAAGCGGGAAGACGAGGUGUCAGAUCGAGGAUGCAACGCGUCUGCAAAUGUCACGGCGUGUCCGGAUCGUGCAGUAUGCAGAUCUGCUGGAGGAAACUGCCAACGUUCAAGUCGGUCGGCGAGGGACUCUUCCAGCGGUACGAGGGGGCGACGCACGUCAGAUUGGUGCAGAAACGGAAAAAGAAACUGAGGAACAUCAACCCGGACUUCAAGAAGCCAAAUCGAACUGAGCUUGUGUACUUGGACGAAUCCCCAGACUAUUGUGACAAAAAUGAAACGUUGGACAUUCUGGGUACCAAAGGAAGGGUGUGCAAUCGGACCAGUCAAGGCAUUGACGGUUGUAGAUUGCUUUGCUGUGGCAGAGGGUACCAGACGAGGGUGCGCGAGGUGGAGGAGAAGUGCAAGUGCGCCUUCGUCUGGUGUUGCAAAGUAGAAUGUGAUAUUUGCCGAUCCAAGAAAGAGGAGCACGUUUGCAAUUAAAUUGUUGCUGAGCGAACGACUGAUUAUCCUUCGAGAAUGUGCUGGAGUCACGAUUAAUUACGAGACAAUUUAACAACUCAUUGAGCUUUAUUUAUAAACAGGCAUUCAUCGAAUUUUAAUCGUACAAGUUUUAUAAUUAACCAGUUAAAUGCGCUUCUAAUAAUCGUGACUUUAGUUUAAAAAGUCGAUUAAACGAAGAAAGAAACGUCCUUCAGAUUUACUGCAUUUGUGUAUUUUCAUUUCAGAACCAUUACAACUGAAAUACUGUCAAGAAUGAAUAUAUAAAUGGACUAAUGUGUUUGUUGACGAGCCAAAGUAUAUGUAUGUAAAAGUUGCGGCUUAUUACUACUUAAAUUGUUUCCGUAAAUAAGUCAAAGAACUUCGGGGAAGUACCCUCAAAAUUUCAUAUGAUAUGAAAUUGUCAAAUUCAUUUAUUUAAUAUUAUCACAUUUUUAUCUAAUACCACACGUUUUAAGUCUUUGAUGUUAUUUAUGGGAAUACUCAAAAACUGUCAUGCAAUGUCUCAGUGCUUAUAAAUUUUAUAAACUUUUGUAAGCAAUUUCCUAUUUCGUACUCAUUCAAUCUAUGUACUAUUUAUUUUUUAAAAUCAUGCUUUAAUAUUUUCACCUCAUAUUUGUAUCAUCACGACGUUGUAUAUUUAUUUGUAUUUGCACUUAGAAUAUAAAAAUAGUAUUUAAUUGUGUAUUGAAAUUUAUAUAGAGAUGUACAUAGACUUUUAAUAUAUUAAUUAGGUACUACAUAAUAAAAUAGAACUAAAGAUCAAUGUAUAUAGUCAGUUUAAUUUUUUAUUUAGGUAAGUUUAGUUCCAAAAUUAACUUAGUGGAAAUUGCUAUGUCAAAAUUUUAAAUGUUGGGUUGAAUAUAUAGUGGUAAUGAAACUCAGUUUAGUUAUCUAUUCGAUAAAUGUGCCAUGUACUCGAAAUACUGAGCUGUAAGUAGAUUUUGGACCUCACAUUUUCUCUCCUAUUACUCUUAUGUUUAUGUGGAAAAAUUCAGUAUUAAUAAAAUCUUUGUGUAUAAAUUG